CCGACACCCGACGAUUUAAUUAACUAACCACCUACCGCAACGAUGGACUCGAUGCUGAACAAGGCCAAGGAGGCGGCGGAGAAGUACACGGGCCACGGCGACUCGCACAGCAGCCACGGCCACAAGGACGAAUCAAAGCUGCACCACCUCAAGCACGAGGCGCAGAAGAUGGCCAUGAAGCACGCGGCCAAGGACUACGCCGAGGACCACGGCUUCUCCAAGAAGAAGCACCACCACCACGACAACCAGGACGAGUCGCUGCUGGACAAGGCCAAGGAGGCGGUCGGCAAGUACACGGGCCACGGCGACUCGCACUCGCACUCGCACUCGCACUCGCACAAGAAGGACAACCAGGACGAGUCGGUGCUGGACAAGGCCAAGGAGAUGGUGGGCAAGUACACGGGCCACGGAGACUCGCACUCGCACUCGCACAAGAAAGACAAGCACGACGACGACUCCAUCUUCGACAAGGCCAAGGACGCCGUCGAGAAGUACACAAAGAAACACUAAUCCUCUUUAGCCACCUCGAUGUGUAGCUACCUCUCUUACCGUUUGAAUUGAACCACAGCACUUUCGUCAAGAUU
Phytophthora sojae is the source of this 584-nucleotide messenger RNA. RefSeq lists its product as hypothetical. NCBI's taxonomy places the organism in Eukaryota, Oomycota, Peronosporomycetes, Peronosporales, Peronosporaceae. The transcript has a single exon. The record is from RefSeq and is a predicted model, not a curated record. Bases 43 to 510 code for a protein of 155 amino acids.